This is a messenger RNA of Liolophura sinensis, 1788 nucleotides long. RefSeq names its product ryncolin-4-like. The record is from RefSeq and is a predicted model, not a curated record. The transcript is spliced from 4 exons. Bases 243 to 797 code for a protein of 184 amino acids. NCBI's taxonomy places the organism in Eukaryota, Metazoa, Mollusca, Polyplacophora, Chitonida, Chitonidae.
CGUACAGGCCAAGUAUUUCUUGUGUACAAAUGUUUGGAGAGUAUUACCAUGAUCGACGUUUAGUGUAUUGAUGUAAAUCGCAAUUAAUACUACGCUAGGAUUUUUUUCCAGAUCACACUAAUUUUCUCGAAUGCGUAUAUCCUACCGAUUGUACACUAAUACAGCAAUGCAACCACACAAAGAGCGGCGUGUAUUGAGUGUUUCCGUUUGGAGUGGGAAAAGGCUUCCUUGUGUACUGUGACAUGGUGACGCAGGGCGGUGGAUGGCUGGUGUUCCAAAGACGACAAGACGGCUCUGUGGACUUCUAUCGUAACUGGCGGAAUUACGCUGAUGGCUUUGGUAACCUCUACGGGGAGUUCUGGCUGGGCCUGCAGAAGAUUCACCUCCUGACCUCUCAGGCGUACUUUGAACUCCUCGUGAAUAUGGGAAACUACACCAAUGGAACGGGUUACGCUUCCUACAGCAGAUUCCGUGUGGCAGACGAGACUCAAAACUUCCGACUUUUACUGGGCGUGUUCAUUGGGAACGUCGGUGACUCAAUGACUUACCAAAAUGGCUUGGAGUUUACCACAUAUGACCGAGAUAACGACUAUCACAACACGAACUGUGCUGCGACAUAUCAUGGGUCUUGGUGGUACAAUAAAUGUCAUUACAGCAAUCUGAAUGGGCUGUAUGUUCAUGUGCAGGAUAAGUCCAAGGUAACAGCUUCAACAGUCACGUGGUACCAUUGGUCGUCUAAAUAUCUCCCUCUUCAGUUCAGCGAGAUGAAGAUACGCCCGGUGAAAAUCUUCGUAUAAAAAAACCAAGUCAAUUUGCAUGUGAAGCUGCGUAACUGUUGUGCAGCCAGGCUUGUUAUGUCAGCAAAAAGUCAUUGGUAUAAGGCGGUGUAAAUCUAGUGAGCCAAACCCUCUGGAUGCCAUAUCCGGCCACGCAUAAAGAGGACCAGUUUAAAGUCGCCUAAAAGGAGAAGACUGAAUAGUCGGAUAGCUCAGUGGGUUGUAAGAAUGAUUUAGCGCUUUUGUUCGUGGGUUCGAAUUCCGCUCUACCUUACAUCGCACUAAGGUGGUGCAAGUUUUCAACCGCUAACACCAAACUGUGGAUUCUUGAAAAAAAAUUCAUUGGUCAGACAAUAUCGUGACUUCACAUCUGUCCUUCAACGAAAAGAGGAGUAUAUCCAUACCUUGCCGUCACACGGGUAAAGCACAAUCUUACUGUAUCACAAAGAGCCCACAAAUCCCCAUACAAAGCUCGCUUUAUUACGGGGUUUAGAAGCUGUACCCCAAACCUGUAUCUUCUCCCUUAAAGGCACUACAGGAAGAUCCGUGUCUUUUAACACAGGCACUGCAAGAUGAAAUUUUGGAAUAAGUACUGUUGUGCAAUGGCCCAAAAUUCAGACGUCAGCUGUAUGUGGGUUCUUCAAAACUCCAAACGUCUGUAGAACUGUAGAACUGGAGGCUCAGAUACGCGUACAGUAUAAGGACAUCUGUAUACUACUAUUCUGCACACAAAUCUAAUUGAUAGAAUUUCAUUAUAUCUAUUGUUUAACCCUAUCAGAACAAUUACAGACUUGCUGUGGACUGUUCCUACACAUUUCUUCUUCCAUUACUUGCAACAGUUGUCAUUACAUGAAAUGCGUUUUGUUACAGGAAGUUGUUGAUGAUGCAGUGUACAGAAUUCUGAAGACACUUCAGUUUUGCGUUGUUUUAAUGUUAAUGAAUUUUCUUUGUACAGUUAUAAUGCUAUUGUAUGUUAAACAUGAUGACAUUACAGCAUUUUAAGUAAUUCUAG